UACCCAUCCGCUAUUCUAUGAGGGAGCAUGCCCUCAUCUCUGGGUUAGACUGCGGUGAUUAUCCACCAAACUAUGAGAAGUUGGGAGGUUAUAAGUUUGUGGAUUAUUACUUCCAUGACAGAAAGAAGAUCACCAUCACUGAUGUGAAGCAGAAGAUGUUGUCUAUGCCGCCGUGUCCAGAUAGAUUGAAGAUGACAGUCUUGUUUUUUCUUGGUCGGGUUAUCAGAGGAAAGCCGAAGGAUGCUGGAAAUUUAGACGACUUCAUAUUAAGGAUGAUGGACGAUUUAGAUGCUUGCAGAUCAUUUCCCUGGGGUCGUCUAACGUUUGAGGAUGCAAUAAAGGAGAUUAAGCACGUGAUGAACCAUCUGAAGGGUGAAGUGAAAGAGGCAUGCGCCUUUCCUGGUUUCAUCAUCCCUUUAGAGGUUCUGGCUUUUGAGUGUAUUCCGGAUCUGGGGAAGACGUUUAGAAUCUAUUCAGAGGACGCCAGUGAAGAAUGUCCAAGGAUGUGUAAGAGCCGGUUUACAAAGUCCAGUGAGGAAAAGGAUGAGAACAAUGAUGAGAAAGAUGAAGAAAAAGUGGUGGAAUCUGAGGCUGAAGGAGAAGAUGAUCAAGUAGAGGUUGGAGGGAAAGAGGAUCAAGAAGAAGAAGUUGAAGGGAAGGAGGAUGAAGAAGAAGAAGUUGAAGGGAAAGAGUCUGAAACCAGGGAGAAAGAAAAGGAGAAAAAUGAGACUGAGGAGGUGGAAUCAGAAGCACGGGAGACAGAGAUAGAAAAAGGAACUCCGACACCACCACGUGGGAAUCAGACAGAGAGAACUCCCAAAGAUGAUGACAAUGAGCCUCGGGUUGAGCCUCGGGUUGAGACGAACAGAACCGGUGAAACUCCAACACCACCACAUGGGAGUCAGUCAGAGGGAACUCCCAAAGUUGAUAACACUGAGCCUCGGGUUGAGACAAACAGAACCGGUGAAACUCCAACACCACACGUGGGAGUCAGUCAGAGGGAACUCCAACACCGCCACGUGGUAGGACUAAGGCAAUGGCUGCAAGGAGACCAAUAA
Molecule: messenger RNA, 1058 nt
Organism: Brassica rapa (field mustard)
Lineage: Eukaryota; Viridiplantae; Streptophyta; Magnoliopsida; Brassicales; Brassicaceae
Source: RefSeq, a predicted model, not a curated record